AUGGAAAGCAACGCCGCUGACCAGUAUGAGAUCCAGCCACCUGGAUCUCCGCUGCCAUUAGAACUGCUGAUGGUGGUGUUUCGAUUUCUGGACCCCGGAUCGCUGAAGAACAUGGCCCUUGUUUGCAAAACCUGGUAUCGUCUAUCAAAGGACAACUCUAUGUGGAUGCAGAUAUUCAAGGAGAGAUUUAGCAGUAUCGGCUCUGUCUUUCCACGCGUAUCGCGCACAAGACUAUGGCGGACAGAGUUGAUCGAACGAGAGACGCUCAUAAAAAACUGGAAGAAAGGAAAGGGUGUUCAUAACACAUAUAAUCUGGAGAGCCUUUUUUACACUACCGAUCUACAGUGCGACUUCAAGACCAACAGACUCAUCUCGUUGAACAAGAAUACAGGAAAUUUGGUGACUUGCAGCCUGAACAACGGCGCCAAUAUCGAUCUGCAACCGUCUACAAUCCCCAGCGGCACUACUGCCUACGCCAUGAGCAAACACAGUAUCGUGUUUGGAAGGUGGGACAGCAAAGUCUUCGGCUCACUUAUUAACCACAAGAAUAUUCUCUUAUCUGGAAUCAAGGAAUUCAAAGGAGCUGGCCAUCGAGGGAUGGUUACGUGUGUAAAUGUCAACCAAACAGAGCUAGGAAAAGAGGGCAAGAUAGGAGCAAUUACAGGGGACGAAAAUGGAACUAUUGUGGGCUGGGACCUAAAGAAAGGUGCACAAGUCGCGCAUUGCAAGAUCUGUGAAGCAACGAUCGCUAAAGUUGACUCGGAUUACAAAGAUGUGAUUGUGGUUUUGGAUACCCAAGGAGCGCUAUAUGUGGUGAAAAAUAUGUUCAAUGUUUUUGACUGCACGCCUGAGGUCCACGAACUACAGGUAUCGCUUGAGAUCAAUCCGCAGAAUGUGAUGUUCAUGAAAAUGUACGUUGAUUACGGAGACAGCAACAUCGUCUUGAUCGAUGAAAAUACAGUGGAAAUUAUAUCUUACAGAGACAACCUUGUGAGGAGAUUUGUCACUGAGGAGCCUAUUUACAAAUCCAGCUUGGAGCAAAACAGCACUGCAUUUACCAAAAGGGAUGUCGAGCUCGUGGGAACAGACCCGUUGUUUUUGGCAAUUUUGUUGAAAUCAGGAAGAGUGCUGGUGAUCAAUGUUCGUGCGUAUGAGUAUCAAAUCCGGCCGGUCCUGGAUAUCCUUCCACGGCUUGCCUACGAAGACGAUGAUUAUCAACGGGUGGUGGCAAUAAACCAAAACGUGGAUCUGCCAGCUCUUUCAGAGAUUGCAAUAAACUCGUUGGUGGUUGCAGUAGGAUCUUACAACGGGAAAAUCGAAUUUUACGACAUCACUACAGGAGAGUUUUUCAGAAAAAUAGCCAUCAAGUCCAGCUCGAAAAUGCUUCAGCAAGUGGGCAGCCAGCUGCUGCCAAUCACCAACAUUGUAAUGGACCAGUCGCUUUCCGCUGGAGUGGUUGCUUAUGGUUCCAUGGUGCAGUUUUUCAAGUUCGGAGACUUUUACAAAGAACUAGAAACAAAACGCAAAAAGAAGAAUUUCAAAGAACGCAAGUACAGCAAUAAUCAUAUCAAAGAAGCUAUCAAGGACUACGAAUACGAACUUCAUGAAGAGGCACAGACCGCGUCGAGACUCCAGAAGUACAACGGAGACCAUCUCGAAGACUCUGACGAAGAGCUUCAAAUGGCAUUGGCUCUGAGCAUGUCAAUCAAUGAAACUUCUGUUGGCUCACAAGAGCAGGACGAUGAUCUCUUGGUGGCAAUAGAAUUGUCCAAACAAAUUAUCUGA
Ogataea parapolymorpha DL-1 is the source of this 1785-nucleotide messenger RNA. RefSeq names its product F-box/WD repeat-containing protein pof10. Gene Ontology annotation, cellular component: SCF ubiquitin ligase complex. The transcript has a single exon. The record is from RefSeq and is a predicted model, not a curated record. Gene Ontology annotation, molecular function: protein binding. Bases 1 to 1785 code for a protein of 594 amino acids. Gene Ontology annotation, biological process: SCF-dependent proteasomal ubiquitin-dependent protein catabolic process. NCBI's taxonomy places the organism in Eukaryota, Fungi, Ascomycota, Pichiomycetes, Pichiales, Pichiaceae.